AUGCGAGGAAUCCAGAACGCCGUGGGCCUGUCCCUGCUUGCUGGGGCUUUGGCAGGACCCGUCCAAAAGAGAUGGGAGUAUAACACCAUUCGCAACCCGGCCUACCCCCUCGACGUGGUUGACAAACUCGAAGAGUCCAUCAUGCCCAAGGUCGAGUCCUGGAUGGUUAAACGGGUUGGCAAGUCCAACAACUGCACGCUCGAGAAUGCCGCGGUCAGGCGGGAGUGGAGCGACCUUUCGGCGGACGAGCGCAAGGAAUACAUCAGCGCCGUUCUCUGCCUGCAGUCCAAACCCGCCAAGGCGCCCAAGGACAAAGUCCCCGGCGCCCUGAGCAGGUUCGACGACUUUGUCGCGACGCACAUGACGAUGGCGGGUAUGCUGCAUAGCCCAAACAACUUGUUUGCCGCCCACCGGUACUUCAUCUAUGCCUACGAGAAGGCAUUGCGUGAGGAGUGCGGGUACAAGGGAUACCAACCGUACAUGAACUACGACCGCUACGUCGACGAUCCCAUCAACUCCCCCAUGUUCGACGGCAGCGACACCAGCAUGGGCGGCAACGGCGCCCCGAGCACCUACGAGGGCGUUGCUCAGCCAUUCCCGAGGCCCUACAACAUGAUACCGUCCGCUGGUGGCGGCGGAUGUGUCACCGAGGGACCCUUCAAAGACAUGGUCGUCUCGCUCGGCCCCAAGUCGACCAUCGUGCGCGACAUCCCCGCCAACCCGCGGGCGGACGGACUCGGCAGCAACCCGCGGUGCCUGCGGCGCGACGUCAACAAGUACUCGGCGGCGGGGGCCCGAGCCAACUACACGUACAGCGCCAUCAUGGACAACCCCGACAUCGACAAGUUCUACAACCGCUACCUGGGCAUGCCACAGUUGAAGGGCGACACCCACCCGUGGGGCAUCCACAGUGCCGGGCAUUAUAUCAUUGGCGGUGAUCCUGGCGGCGAUUUCUACUGCUCCCCCGGCGACCCAGCCUUCUACUUCCACCACGGCAUGCUAGACCGCGUGUGGUGGAUCUGGCAGAUGCAGGAUCCCGAGAACCGCGUGCACGCCAUCCCCGGCGCCGGCGCCAUGGACAUGAACAUGACGCUGGCCAUGGACGUGGAUAUGGGUCAGCCUGCCAAUGUGCGGAAGACCAAGCGGGCGGAUAUCCGUGACGCGGUGGUGGAUCUGGGGUGGACGGCGCCGGCGGUCAAGUUGGUGGAUUUGAAUGAGCAGAUGGGGGGGUUGGGCGGGGAGUUUUGUUAUAUUUAUGUUUGA
This is a messenger RNA of Chaetomium globosum CBS 148.51, 1263 nucleotides long. RefSeq lists its product as uncharacterized. The coding region runs from base 1 to 1263 and encodes 420 amino acids. Gene Ontology annotation, molecular function: oxidoreductase activity. The transcript is spliced from 6 exons. The record is from RefSeq and is a predicted model, not a curated record. Lineage: Eukaryota; Fungi; Ascomycota; Sordariomycetes; Sordariales; Chaetomiaceae.